Hippocampus comes (tiger tail seahorse) is the source of this 823-nucleotide messenger RNA. It is a transcript of the gene cldna, whose product is annotated as claudin a. The transcript is spliced from 2 exons. Gene Ontology annotation, cellular component: membrane; bicellular tight junction. Gene Ontology annotation, molecular function: structural molecule activity. Bases 41 to 664 code for a protein of 207 amino acids. The record is from RefSeq and is a predicted model, not a curated record. NCBI's taxonomy places the organism in Eukaryota, Metazoa, Chordata, Actinopteri, Syngnathiformes, Syngnathidae.
AAGCAGCAACACUCAAGAGAACGUCAUUUGAAUUUUGGACAUGGUGUCAGUGGGCUUCCAGAUGCUUGGUGCCGCACUUUGCGGCCUGGGCUGGAUCGGGACCAUCAUUGUUUGUGUCCUACCCCAGUGGAAGGUGACGGCCUUCGUAGGCCACGCGAUUUUGACAGCGCAGACCAUAUGGGAGGGCAUCUGGAUGAACUGCGUGUUUCAGAGCACGGGACAGAUGCAGUGCAAGGUCUACGACUCCCUCCUGGCCCUGAGCGCAGACCUCCAGGCCGCCCGGGCCCUGAUCGUCAUCUCCAUCCUGCUUGGCGUGCUGGGGUUGCUGCUGUGCGUGAUGGGCGGCAAGUGCACCAACUGCGUGCAGGACCAGGGCACCAAAGUCAAAAUCUGUGUGGCAUCCGGCGUGGUCUUCAUCCUGGCGGGGGUGCUGUGCCUCAUCCCCGUGUGCUGGACAGCCAACAAGAUCAUCAGGGACUUUUACAACCCGCUGUUCCCGUCCAGCUCGAAGAGAGAGCUGGGGGCCUCCCUGUUCAUCGGCUGGGGGUCCUCGGCCCUGCUCAUCAUCGGCGGCGUUCUCCUGUGCGCCAACUGCCCGCCCAAGGACAACUACAACCCCAAGUACCCGCCUAGCCGAGCGUCUGCACCCAAAGACUACAUUUGAGUGGUCCUGCACCUGCCGACUACCAUUUCAUUGUUGACUGUAAAGUAGCCAAUGUUUACAUUUCUCUUUCGUUUAUCAAUUCCAUGUUUUUGUACACUCAGUUUCAUUUCUUUGGUUUGGAUUAUUGUGUAAAUAAAAUGUCAUAAUGAUUGUUCCUUA